AUGGCUCCAUCACCUUGACAGCUGUUUUUAUACCAAGACUAACUGUCUUAGCCAGCUUUGUGGGUACAAUUCACUUAAAUACAGAAACAACAAAUCUGCUGCUCUGAAUGGAGUUCCCUGUAGCCAGCGAUGGUGUUCACUCGUCUGCAUACAUACCCAGACUUCCAGUAGCCAAUGAGAAGGAACCACCUGGAGGGUAUGAUGAGUCUGGGGACUAUCAGUGUUAUGGUGAUGGGAGCAGUGUAGCAUCCCUCGGAUCUCAUGCUCUAACUGGCUACGAGACUCUAGACACCCCACCACACUAUGACUUCUACGCCAACACAGGGGUGUGGGGCCGACGGAGGCGUUUCAGACCGUCUCUGUACCAGCUGCACACAAACCCUGAGGUUGACUCCAGACCUCCCUUGUAUGAGGAGACAACAGGUGGACAGAUGGAAGGAGGAGACAGCUCAGAGGAAGAUGAGGACGAGCAAAAGGAGCCACCACCUGAACCUACUCGCUUUGGCUGGGUACAGGGAGUCAUGAUCCGCUGCAUGUUAAACAUCUGGGGAGUGAUCUUGUACUUGAGGUUGCCUUGGAUCACUGCACAAGCUGGUAUAGGUCUGACUUGGGUGAUUAUCCUGCUGUCCUCUUGUAUAACCGGGAUCACUGGACUCUCGACCUCAGCCAUUGCUACCAACGGCAAGGUCAAAUCAGGUGGGACCUACUUCCUGAUCAGUCGCAGCCUUGGUCCAGAGCUGGGUGGGUCCAUUGGUCUGAUCUUUGCUUUUGCCAAUGCUGUAGCUGUCGCCAUGCAUACUGUGGGCUUUGCUGAGACUGUUACAGACCUCAUGUCCGAAAAUGGAGCUGUCAUGGUGGACCGAACCAAUGACAUCCGCAUCAUUGGCAUAAUCACUGUCACAUGUCUACUAGGUAUCUCAAUGGCUGGCAUGGCAUGGGAGUCAAAGGCCCAGGUUCUGUUCUUCCUGGUCAUCAUGGUGUCAUUUGCCAGUUACAUUGUUGGAACGAUCAUCCCAGCUACCCCACAGAAACAAGCCAAGGGUUUCUUUAGCUACAAAGCGGAUAUCUUUGCUGCCAAUUUUGUGCCCAGCUGGCGGGGACCAGAGGGCAGCUUCUUUGGAAUGUUCUCCAUUUUCUUCCCCUCUGCCACGGGUAUCCUGGCAGGAGCUAACAUCUCUGGAGAUCUGAAGAAUCCAGCAGUGGCUAUCCCCAGGGGAACCCUGUCAGCAAUAUUCUGGACCACCAUAUCCUACCUCAUCAUCACUGCAACCAUAGGAUCCUGUGUGGUGCGGGAUGCAUCUGGUCUGUUAAACGACACCCUGUUACCACCCUCUUCUGUUGAGGAUUGUGUUGGUUUAGCUUGUCGAUAUGGAUGGGACUUCACAGAGUGUAUCAACAGUAGCUCAUGCACCUAUGGCAUCAGUAACUACUAUCAGGCAAUGAGCAUGGUGUCGGCCUUAGCCCCUCUCAUCACUGCUGGUAUAUUUGGAGCGACGUUGUCCUCUGCUUUGGCCUGCCUGGUGUCUGCUCCCAAGGUCUUCCAGUGUCUGUGUAAGGACAAACUCUACCCUCUAAUCGGCUUCUUUGGCAAAAGUUACGGCAAGAAUGAAGAACCACUCAGAGGCUACCUGCUAGCAUACAUCAUCGCUGCCUGCUUCAUUCUCAUUGCCGAGCUGAACACCAUCGCUCCCAUCAUUUCCAAUUUCUUCCUCUGCUCCUACUGCCUGAUCAACUUCAGCUGCUUCCAUGCCUCCAUCACCAACUCACCAGGUUGGCGUCCAUCCUUCAGGUUCUACAGUAAGUGGUUGUCAUUGCUGGGCUUUUUGGUUUGUGCGGUUAUCAUGUUCCUGCUGAACUGGUGGGCAGCCCUCAUUGUCUUUGGCAUCGUCUUCUUCCUUUUGGGAUACACACUCUACAAGAAGCCUGAUGUUAACUGGGGCUCGUCAGUCCAGGCAAGCUCCUACAACAUCGCUCUGAACCAAUGUGUAGGCCUCAACCAUGUGGAGGACCAUAUCAAGAAUUACAGACCCCAGUGUUUGGUGCUAACAGGUCCUCCAAGCAGUCGUCCAGCUCUGGUGGAUCUCGCAGCCUGUUUCACAAAGAAUCUCAGUCUCAUGAUGUGUGGUAAUGUAGUCACUGCUGGUCCUUCCCCAUCAGUAGUGGAAAAGGUGAGCAGAGACAGUCAUGUUACCUGGUUGAACCAACGGAAAGUCAAGUCAUUCUACAGUGGUGUAGUGGCUACAGAGCUACGCCCAGGAGUGAACAUGUUGCUACAGGGGGCAGGUUUGGGUCGUAUUAAGCCAAAUGUUCUGCUGAUGGGUUUCAAGAAAGACUACCACAGUGACACACCUCAGGCUGCACACAACUACAUAGGAAUACUGCAUGAUGCCUUUGACCUUCAGUAUGGUGUAUGCAUGCUGAGAAUGAAGGACGGCCUGGACGUCUCUUAUCCGCCUCAAUCAUUUGUUAAUCUCAGCUUUGAUGGAGGACAAGAGAGUCUAAACACCAUCUCUGCCCCUUCCCGCAUUCAAACAAGGACUACAUCUUCUGUCUCCACUGAACCAGAGCCUCAGCCUAGUACAGUGUUCCAAAAAAAACAAGGGAAGAAGACCAUCGAUGUGUACUGGCUGUCUGAUGACGGAGGUCUGACCCUGCUGCUGCCCUACCUGCUGACUCGGAGGAAGCGCUGGGCCAAAUGUAAGGUCCGAGUGUUUGUGGGCGGAGACACAGAGAGGAAGGAGGAGCAGAGAGAGGAGGUGUUGGCACUGAUCAAGAAAUUCCGCCUUGGCUUUCAUGAUGUUGAAGUACUUCCUGACAUCCACCAGAACCCCCAGCCUGGGAGCAUUCAUCAGUUUGAGAACAUGGUGGGUCGCUUCAAGUUGGAUACAAAUCCCAAACAGCACUGUGAUUCUGGGCCACUGAGACAGCAGGAGGAGCCAUGGAUCAUCACUGACCAGGAUUUAGAGAGGAACAAGACCAAGUCUCUUCGUCAGAUUCGUCUAAAUGAGGUCCUGCAGGAUUACUCCAGAGAAGCUGCUCUGAUUGUUAUAACCAUGCCAGUGGGGAGGAGAGGAGUGUGUCCCAAUACUCUCUACCUGGCGUGGCUGGACUUCUUGUCACAUGAUCUGAGACCUCCAAUUUUGAUGGUCAGAGGAAAUCAGGAAAACGUGCUCACCUUCUACUGCCAGUGAAAUGUCUCCUUCAGACCAGUAUACUGAUACUGAACUACAACUGAUUAUUCACUAACAUCUUGACAUUUUCACUUUGAUGAUCAUCUAAUCCUGUAAUUAAUGUAUGAUUAGAUUCUGUAAUUGCCAUCUUCUGGCCCUUAAAUUUAACAUCUUAACGAUGUACACAUUUUAGAAGUUCUGCAAAUGGAAAUCACUGAAGGGAGCAUAUACAAAACUGUAGCCAUUAUUGAUUGUAAAGACAAUUGUUUAUCAAAAUGAUUUGUAAUGUUUGACAAAUAUGUGCACCACAAUGUUUUUUUUUCCUUCAGUGGUCCAGUGUGUAGAAUUUACGGGUAUGUACUGGCAGAAAUAGAAUGUAAUAUUACAAUCUAACGGAUACCGUUAACUCUGUGAACACUAUGAGCAGCCAGAAGUAGGUAAAGAUUUUGUUAAUAACUAUGAAAAGAUUGGAGCUACUAACAUGUUUAUGGAUGCCGAACUACCCAUACAUUUCCUUCUGUGAACAGUUUAAACACAAAUUUGUUCCGCUUAUGUUUCAUGAAUGAGACCCAAUGUGUCCAUGUUACCUUAGAAUGAGUUGUUUAGCUACAUAACAAGUGGAUCCUUUUCUGCGGAGUCCGCCAUGUUGUUUCUACAGGAUCCCAGAACGGACAAACCAAACACUGGCUCUGGAUAGGGCCAUUUGCAUUUUCGCAUCAGACACAAUAGUUCUCCUGUAUGCUUGGCACACGGGAGAAAUUUCAGUUGGUUGUGAUCUGCAGCCUCACCACUAGAUGCCACGAAAUCCUACACACUAGACCUUUAAAUUUGUGGCACAACAAUUAGUUACUUUAGCUCAACUUGAUUGUUGAUAUUAACAUGUUUCACAGACUUACAGAACAAAUGAAAAAUAACUGCUAAGUACUAUGCUUACUAUAAAACUUCAAUUAAUAGCCUGGGCUAUUAUUUGCUUAAAUCCCUGAAAUCAACAGGCUUAUAUUUGGGACAGGCAUCUACAUGGGGCAGGCCUUUAAUUCCUUUCACACAAAAACAGUUGCUCAGCAAAGAUGGGGAAUACAAUCAAAUGUUUAUUUAAACCAUCAUGAAUAUUACUUGUUUAAAAAUUAGGCUUCGGAUAAUAUAUCAAUUAUGAAUCAUUCAUUUGAUCUAGCUCCAACAGACAGCACAUUGAGUUAAGGCACUUGAGGAUUAUAGCACCCGGCAUACGGACACAACAUCACUUUAUCCUGUUAAAACAAUACUCCCAAUUUGGAUUAUUUUUUAUGAAAAACCCUUUUGAUUCUUUUGCUCUGAGGACCCUUACGGACGAAAUGAGUAUGAAUAAGUUACAGGGUAAUUGAGGAAUGGACACAUCAUUUGAGGUAGCCAACAAGCCGGUUUUAUACCUCCAAACACUGAUGGACUCAGGGGGGCCGCCUCGGUCGAAAACGCCGCACUAAAGUGCCCUCUUGAGUGGCGAUAAUGAGAGGAUGUGCCCUAUCAGCUGCCCUCUUGAAUGAUGAAAACAAGCGGAUGUGCCCUUUUGUCUGCCCUCUUGUCCCCAUGUCAUGCAGUAGGUGCCCUUUUUUCCUUAUCGUGCCCUUCCUGAGUCCGUCACUGCAUCCAAAUAACUUCCAUCCAGGCUGGAGCCUAUUCCAGGCUGGAGCCUAUCCCUGGAGCCUAUCCCAGCUGGAGCCUAUCCCUGGAGCCUAUCCCAGGCUGGAGCCUAUCCCUGGAGCCUAUCCCAGCUGGAGCCUAUCCCAGCCUAUCCCAGAUUGGGGCGAGAGGCAGGGUAAACUCUAGACAGGUCGCCAGACUAUUGCAGAUGUAGAGACAAACACUCACAUUCACACCUAUGGACAAUUUAGAGUCGGCAAUUAACCUAUCCCCAAUCUGCAUGUCUUUGGACUGUGGGAGGAAGCCUGAGUACCCGGAGAGAACCCACGCUGACACGGGGAGAACAUGCAAACUCCGCACAGAAGGGCUCCCACGGGAUCGAACCAGGAACCCUCUCACUGUGAGGCGACAGUGCUAACCACUACUCCACCGUGCCGCCCCUCCAAAUAACUUCUAUAAUAAAAAUUACCUGCUUGGCAACUAGACCACACAUCUAAUUGAGAUAGGCAUUUAGUUAAGGGGACUGGGCAUUCAACUGAAGUUUUAUGGUAUAUGAAAAAGACUGUGUAUGAGUGUGUGUCUCUAAAGGGGGCAAUAACAUUUGCUAUUCCAGUAGAAUGAUGUUUUCUAUCAGACUCCACAGACAUCACCCUCAUCAAUAGGUAAACAAAUAGCCAACUUUUAAUAUUCCUUUUUUUUAAACUGUACUUCUACUUUUUUGCUUGAGUAUAUUUUUGAGCCAGAAAUCUACUUUUUUACUUCACUACAUUUGCCAUAUAUACUUUUGGUCCAUCUAGUCUGCUCUAAAUGAGAGUGUAGCAGGGGACAGUGCAGGAGAAGCAGCUCUACUGUGGAUGCCUGGAAGAAAAAGAAGCACCACCUGUCUUUUGACCACAAUGCCAUGAUGAUGGAGCAAAUCCCAGAGCAAAAGCCAGUUUCAAGCAACAAUUGCUGACCACAUUUAGCCACACAUUUUCUACCAAAAUUUAAAACACUUAGAGACUGUUUGUUAUUUAAAAGGGAGGAGGGGUGGUGCAAAAAGGGGGAGGUAUGUCAGAUACUUUUUUAAGCAGGGGGAAGGACUUGUGUUUUUUUUUUUUUUUUUUUUAAACAUUAUUAUUAUUAUUAUAAUUAUUAUUAUAGCUUCAGGGGGGGCAUAAAUAUUUAAAUGGCUGCAUUUUGUAUUUAUUUUACUGUACUCAGUUGGAAGGCAUGUUUUCUUUAAAAACUGCCAAAAUUACACCAUUUAUUGUAGCCCAAAACUGUAAAAAAUAGAAAUUAUCAUUGGAUUUUUUUAAAAAAAAUUCCUGAUGGUAAUGAUAACUAAUUUAUGUUGGAGAGAGGGUCAUGCAUUUUCCGACAAUAACUCAGGGAGGAUCAAUAAAAACUGUUUAUAGCUUUGGGGAGGGUCAGAAUAAUAAUAAUAAUAAUAAUAAUAAU
Messenger RNA from Epinephelus moara (kelp grouper), 6227 nucleotides. RefSeq names its product solute carrier family 12 member 3 (gene slc12a3). Bases 108 to 3191 code for a protein of 1027 amino acids. The record is from RefSeq and is a predicted model, not a curated record. Gene Ontology annotation, molecular function: sodium:potassium:chloride symporter activity. Lineage: Eukaryota; Metazoa; Chordata; Actinopteri; Perciformes; Serranidae. Gene Ontology annotation, cellular component: membrane. The transcript is spliced from 26 exons. Gene Ontology annotation, biological process: sodium ion homeostasis; potassium ion homeostasis; sodium ion transmembrane transport.